CGCACAUUUUUGGCGGUAGCUCCCUUCGUCAACAUGGUGCUCUCCUCCGUCGCGCGUGUGUCCACGCGCUCGCUGCGAUGCUCGCACGCUCUGGCAACGCGGUCGCUGUCGACUUCGGCGCCGUUCGAUCCUCAGGUUCCGCACUAUGAUGUGGUGGUCGUGGGGGCCGGUCUUGUGGGCUCCGCUUUGGCCUGUCAGCUCAAGAGCAACCCUGUGUUCAAGGGCAAGAACGUUGCGGUCAUUGAGCCCUCUGCUCCUCCCGUUGCGCCAUCGGUAGAGAAAGAUUCGCCCGACCUCCGUGUAUUUACCAUCACUCCUGCUAGUCAGAAGCUCCUGGAGAGCACAGGAGCAUGGAAUUUUAUCGCGGACGGCCACACUGCCGUAUUCAAGGACAUGCAGGCUUGGGACGCUAUGGGUGACGGCCACAUCCGCUUCGACGCGAAGAAAAUGGACAAGGAAGUGCUUGGUCACGUGGUGGAGCACCGUGUGCUUGUGCGCGCACUACACGACCGAAUGAACCAACUAGCCGCCGACUCGGGCGACAGCGCCCCGCUUAAACUCUAUUGCCCUGCCAAGGUCAAGCACUUCCAGCGCCCCACGGCUGUGUCUAGUAUCUCAGAAAUUGGUCUUGAGGACGGUCAGCGCAUGAAGGCGGACCUUGUGGUGGCUGCUGACGGCGGAAACUCCAUCAUCCGCACGCUCUCGGCUCUCGGCACUUGGGGCUGGGACUACGACCAACAAGCUGUCGUGGCUACCGUCAAGACCGACCGUGUGAACGAGACGGCUUGGCAGCGAUUCUACCCUACGGGUCCUGUGGCUCUGUUGCCAAUGCGCGACGGAUACUCGUCGGUGGUGUGGUCGUGCACUGCCGACAUGGCCAAGGAGCUCACGGCGCUCAGUCCCGACAAGUUCGUGGCGCGUCUUAACGAUGCGUACUCCGCCCCACCAAUGAUCCCCGUGCCGCCUGAGUUCCCGGGCAUCCCGGUGCUCUCGGACCUGGUCAAGGGUGUGCACCACGCGGCCAACACCAUCAUGUCGGCUGCGGCUAUGACCGAGCCGUUCGUCGCCCCACCCAAGGCUGUAGCCACGGUUGGCCACCGCUUCGCCUUCCCGCUCAAGUUGAAACACGCCACCAAGUACAUCAAGCCUGGUGUUGCCCUAGUGGGCGACUCUGCCCACACGAUCCACCCGCUUGCUGGUCAGGGACUGAACCUUGGUCUAGGUGACGUGACUGCUCUAAGCAACCUCCUUGUCGAGGGUGUUAAGAGCGGGGAGAACCUCUCGAGCGAGUAUUUCCUGCAGCAGUACGAAGACGAGCGUAUGAAGGCCAACAUCACCAUGCAGCUGGCUAUGGAUGGCUUCAAGCGGAUGUUCGGCCCCGCCCCCGACGCGGUAUCUGUGGCACGUAAUGUGGGCAUGGGCACGCUCAACGCCGUGGAACCGCUCAAGAACCAGAUCAUGAAGUACGCGAUGGGGUUGUGA
Messenger RNA from Phytophthora infestans T30-4, 1482 nucleotides. Its product is annotated as ubiquinone biosynthesis monooxygenase, putative. Gene Ontology annotation, cellular component: mitochondrion. The record is from RefSeq and is a predicted model, not a curated record. Lineage: Eukaryota; Oomycota; Peronosporomycetes; Peronosporales; Peronosporaceae. Bases 34 to 1482 code for a protein of 482 amino acids. Gene Ontology annotation, molecular function: oxidoreductase activity, acting on paired donors, with incorporation or reduction of molecular oxygen, NAD(P)H as one donor, and incorporation of one atom of oxygen; 2-octaprenyl-6-methoxyphenol hydroxylase activity; FAD binding. The transcript has a single exon. Gene Ontology annotation, biological process: ubiquinone biosynthetic process.